CUCCGGAGGUUGGUGGGGCCACCGGCGCGGGCAGCGCCCCUUUAAGCGCUAGCCUCGCCCUCCGCCGCGAUCUUCCCGUGGUGGCGGCGCUGCCGCGCACGCGGCGUCCCGCGCCGGGCGGCAGCAGCCAGUGAGCGCGGCGGGGGCGGCGGCGGCGGCAGCGGCAGCGGCAGCAGCAGCAGCAGCAGCAGCAGCAGCAGUAGCAGCGAUGGCGGCUGCGGCCUCGGCGACGCCGCGCGGCCCGUGCCGCUCCGUGCACUGGUUCCGCCGCGGGCUGCGGCUCCACGACAACCCGGCGCUGCAGGCGGCGCUGCGGGACGCCGUGGCCCUGCGCUGCAUCUACAUCCUGGACCCCUGGUUCGCCGCCUCCUCCGCCGUGGGCAUCAACCGCUGGCGAUUCCUACUCCAAUCCCUGGAAGACCUGGACAACAGUUUAAGGAAACUCAGCUCCCGCUUGUUUGUGGUACGAGGGCAGCCAACAGAUGUCUUCCCAAGACUCUUUAAAGAAUGGGGAGUUACUCGUCUCACCUUUGAAUAUGACUCGGAGCCAUUUGGAAAGGAGAGAGAUGCAGCUAUUGUCAAACUGGCCAAGGAGGCUGGAGUGGAGGUGGUGAUAGAAAACUCUCACACGCUGUACGACCUGGACAGAAUAAUUGAGCUGAAUGGCCACAAACCACCCCUCACCUACAAGCGCUUUCAGGCCAUCAUUAGCCGUAUGGAGCUCCCAAAGAAGCCAGUGAGCAGCAUAAUAAGCCAGCAGAUGGCAACGUGUAAAGUGGACAUACAGGAGAACCAUGACGAUGUGUAUGGAGUCCCGUCCCUGGAGGAGCUGGGAUUCCCCACAGAUGGCCUUGCCCCUGCAGUUUGGCAAGGAGGGGAGACAGAAGCCUUGGCACGGCUGGAUAAACAUUUGGAAAGAAAGGCAUGGGUUGCAAAUUAUGAAAGACCAAGGAUGAAUGCCAAUUCUUUGCUGGCCAGCCCUACAGGACUGAGUCCCUACCUGCGUUUUGGCUGCUUGUCCUGCCGCUUAUUUUACUAUCGUCUCUGGGAGCUGUAUAAGAAGGUGAAACGCAACAGCACGCCCCCCCUCUCUCUGUAUGGACAGCUCCUGUGGCGGGAAUUUUUUUACACAGCAGCCACCAACAACCCUAAGUUUGAUCGCAUGGAGGGGAACCCCAUCUGCAUCCAGAUCCCAUGGGACAGGAACCCUGAAGCCUUGGCAAAGUGGGCAGAGGGCAAGACAGGCUUCCCUUGGAUUGAUGCAAUCAUGACCCAACUGAGACAGGAAGGGUGGAUCCACCAUCUGGCCAGGCACGCUGUGGCCUGCUUCCUGACCAGGGGCGACCUCUGGAUCAGCUGGGAGUCGGGAGUCAGGGUAUUUGAUGAGCUGUUGCUGGAUGCAGAUUUCAGUGUAAAUGCAGGCAGCUGGAUGUGGCUUUCGUGCAGUGCGUUCUUCCAGCAGUUCUUCCACUGUUACUGCCCUGUGGGCUUUGGACGUCGCACAGACCCCAGUGGUGACUACGUUAAGCGGUAUCUGCCCAAGCUAAAGGGCUUCCCUUCACGGUAUAUCUACGAACCCUGGAAUGCCCCAGAGUCUGUGCAGAAGGCAGCCAAGUGCAUCAUUGGGGUGGACUACCCCAAACCCAUGGUGAACCAUGCAGAAACCAGCCGGCUGAACAUUGAACGCAUGAAGCAGAUCUACCAGCAGCUGUCACGCUAUAGGGGACUGUGCUUAUUGGCAUCAGUCCCGUGUGUGGAAGAUCUCAGUGGCCAAGUUGCAGACCCAGCUUUAGGGCACAGCAGCAGUACAAGUACAGUGAUGAGACUACCACAAUCUGACCAGACUUCUCCAAAGCGCAAGCAUGAGGGAGCAGAAGAGCUGUGCACUGAAGAACUGCACAAAAGAGCCAAAGUGGGAGGUCUCCCUGCUCCAGAGAUCCCUGGCAAGAGCCUGUGACUCUCACAAGUGAAGAGCAAGUGCUGAAGAGGUGACGAGAAGAGUAGGGACUGUUGCCACAGAGGGCCUGGAACUUGAGAUCCGCAACGGAAAACCUGGGGUGUCUCAUGUAAAUGUGUAAUUCCACUAGCUGCCACAAAAGGGCACUGUAUCACUUGUGCUUGGGGAUAUUUAGCUUUCUGGCCUCCGAAGAGCCAAAUGUCUCUUCUCAGCCAAGCUCAAAACCUGCCUGCAUGUAAGGGGGCAAGAGCUUUCUACUAAUUUGUUCACUUCCAGGUGUAUCUUUCUUUUCGGACAAUGGAUCAGUGCAUGUAACUUUAUGCAUUGAUAGGGAGCUGCAUCUCAGAAGUAGUGAAUGUCCAUUCUCACUACUGGUACUAGGCAGUGAGGUGGGCCAAGGUUAAUUCAAAUUAUAGUAGGAGUUGAGAAGGAAGCUGCUAGAGUAUCAAGAGUAGUGCCCAUCUACAAGAGAACAGGAAAAUGUCAAUGUUUGUUAAGCUAGGCUGGCAGGGAUAUAAAUGCUUUCUGAAUACAUCAACGUGGUACAUGUGUGAGAUGGAAAAGAAAUGAAGGGCAAUUGUACCAAACGAAUGAAGUGAUGUGAACUGCCUUUGCACUUGAAAGGCACUUAAAACUUUGCAGUAGUGAGAUUCUUCUGCAGGGAAGUUGAGCCAUAGUGCUGUUGCCUGGAACAGGCAGCUUGAGAGCAGCUUGAUACCUUGGGGGAGAGAGAGUCAGAGAAGGAGAAUUAUUUGGAGAAUAAGACCAUGGCUUGAUAUGAUUAAAGCAGUCUCUGAGAAACUUGCUGCUCCAAAUAGCAGAGGGAGCUAUACUUGGUGGAAGGAAUAGUCCUGGGAUCUGGAGUCUACUGGAUUUCCUUCUCUGAGCAAUAGCUCUUUCAAAUGGAGUUACCAGUGUCUGGUGUGUAGCCUGUGGAGUGUCUAGUACUGACGGAGGAUGGGUUACACAGCAGCUUCUUGAAGUGAGUCUUCCUUGGACUCUGUCCAUUGUCUGUUCUGUGUGGAUGUUUGCUCCCUCCUGUAUUAGCAUCUGUGUGUUGAGUUUGUACACAGUAUAAUCCCAAAAUCUCAUACCCUGUGCACCGCUCCUUCCUGUUCACGCUCACAUCAGUGUUUUGUAGUCUAGCAGGACAGCCAUGUAGUUUUCUAGGCUCUUAACCAUACAUUCCUUGGCCUUGUCCUGUUACAGGAUGUCAUUUCAGCACAGUGCUGGCAGAGUGACUCUCCUUGCCUUCCCACCUGAGAGGGCAAGGGAGAGCAGUCCUGUAGAAGAGCCUCUGUUUCAACAUUAUUUCAAGUAAUUAAUCCCAUGCAGUGGGCUGCUGUUGGCACUGUUUUCAUUUGCUGUGCAAAACUCUUCAUCCCCACCUGGCACAGAUAGUGUGGGGCUAUGUGUAAGCUUUCUCAGCUAAUGGCUUGGGGAGCACAGGAUUUGUCUCCCACUCUGACUGGGAUAGUCAGAUUCAGUUUUGGAGCCCAUCUUUGAACCCAGAACACUGGGGUUACAAACAGGAACUCACUCAGAGGGCUGGAGGAGGUGGAGUAGUUGAACUGUGUCCAAGAGUUAAUUUAUUUAAUAGCUGAAUAACUUUUCCUUCCCACUCAUCUCCCUAGGGCAUUGACCCUAGAUUCCCUUUCUGAGGGAAAUCCAUUGGCCAGAGUGUCUGAGUAAACAAGAGUCACUCUUCCUUCUUCACUUUCUUCUAAGCUACUAUUCAUAGAGUCUCCCUGGUGAAUAACACAGUAAUCAGUAUUGCUUGGGUUUUGUCUCUUUCAGUCUGAAUCCAGACCUUACUCCCACUGUCUGAGGGCAGAAAGGUAUAAGGGAGAGACCCCCUGUCUUCUGCUGCAGGGGGAAGACAUGCACUUUGUACACUUAAAUUACAGAAACUUGACUUCUGUCAUUUGGAAAGUUUCAUGCUUAGGCAAUGGUCUGUAAAUAUGACAUUAGUUUUUUUAUAAAUGUCUUUAACCCUU
Messenger RNA from Dromaius novaehollandiae (emu), 3954 nucleotides. RefSeq names its product cryptochrome circadian regulator 2 (gene CRY2). Gene Ontology annotation, biological process: negative regulation of DNA-templated transcription; circadian regulation of gene expression; entrainment of circadian clock by photoperiod. The coding region runs from base 209 to 1957 and encodes 582 amino acids. Gene Ontology annotation, molecular function: DNA binding; FAD binding. The record is from RefSeq and is a predicted model, not a curated record. Lineage: Eukaryota; Metazoa; Chordata; Aves; Casuariiformes; Dromaiidae. Gene Ontology annotation, cellular component: cytoplasm; nucleus. The transcript has 12 exons.